Molecule: messenger RNA, 1560 nt
Organism: Aspergillus aculeatus ATCC 16872
Lineage: Eukaryota; Fungi; Ascomycota; Eurotiomycetes; Eurotiales; Aspergillaceae
Product: cytochrome P450
Exons: 2
Coding region: 1-1560 (519 amino acids)
Molecular function (GO): heme binding; iron ion binding; oxidoreductase activity, acting on paired donors, with incorporation or reduction of molecular oxygen, reduced flavin or flavoprotein as one donor, and incorporation of one atom of oxygen
Source: RefSeq, a predicted model, not a curated record
AUGGCCCUCUCCCCCAAACUCAUAAUCCUGCUCCUAGCAGCCCUAGCCCUCACCACCAUCCACCUCUUCACGAGAAUCCACCGCACCCUCCGCCACCGCCACCUCUCCCGACAAUAUGGCUGCCGCCCCAUCGCGCGGUCCUUCAACCGCGACCCGUUCCUAGGGCUAGACACCCUCCCCAGCAUGAUCCGCGCCAUCCAUGCGCACCGCAUCCUAGCACGGGCCCGCGAGCUCUUCAACCGCUACGGGAACACCUUCACAACCCGCGAACUGCAGCACCGGAUCAUCCUGACCAUCGAGCCCGAGAACAUCAAGACCAUCCUGUCAAUCAACUUCCAGGACUACGGGCUCCGCCACCGCACCGAGCCCUUCCGCCCGCUGCUGGGCCAAGGCAUCUUCAACAGCGACGGCGCACACUGGGCCGCCUCGCGCGCCCUGCUCCGCCCCAGCUUCGCGCGGAACCAGGUCGUCGCCGACCUCGCCGUGCUCGAGGAGCUCAUCCAGGAUUUAUGGAAUGUGUUGCCGCGGGAUGGGGCUACCGUCGACUUGCAGGAGUGGUUUUUCAAGUAUACGAUUGACUCUGCGACGGGGUUCUUGUUCGGGGAGUCCGUGCAUACUCUCCGCACGCCGAUGGGUCAGACCCAAAAAGAGGGGAUGGGGUUUGCGGAGGCGUUCCAGUAUGCCCAGAAGGCGGUGCUGGUGCGGGGUACUUUGGGUUGGUUGAAUGUGUUCUACCGCGAUCGCAAGGCGGAUGAGUGUAACCGUCGCUGUCGGGAUUUCGUGCGCGUGUUCGUGGAGGAGGCGGUGCGUGCGGUCGAGAUGCGCAAGACUGGUGACGAGCAGGAGGAUUUGGACGGGGUAGAAGGGGAAAAGCCCAAGGGCAAGCGCAUCUUCUCGCACGAGCUGGCAGCGCGCACAUCGGAUAAAGAGCGCAUCCUGGACGAGUUGAUGGCUGUGCUCUUAGCUGGACGGGAUACCACGGCUAGUUUGCUGGGAAAUCUGUUCUUCAUGCUCGCUAAGAAUCCGGCGAUCUGGGCGAGGCUGCGCCGCGAGGUGGAGUGCUUGCAGGGUCGUCCGCCGAGUUAUGAGGAGUUGCAGGGGUUGAGGUUUGUGGAGUGCUGUAUCAAGGAGUCCCUCCGCCUCCACCCCGUCGUCCCCCGCAACCAACGCGAGGCCAUCUGCGACACCGUCCUCCCCCUGGGCGGUGGCGACGACGGCCUCUCCCCUGCGUUCGUGCCCAAGGGCACCCUCGUCGCCUACAACCUUUACGCCAUGCACCGUCGGGCCGAUCUCUACGGGGAUGAUGCUGACGACUUCCGCCCAGAGCGCUGGGAGGACGGCAAGUUGCAACUGCAGCUGCGCUGGGGCUAUCUUCCGUUCAACGGCGGGCCGCGGAUCUGCAUCGGGCAGCGGUACGCGUUGACUGAGGCGAGCUACGUGCUGGUGCGCAUGGUGCAGGAGUUCCGUGGACUGGAGAGUCGGGAUCCCGGGCCGUGGGAGGAGAGUCGGGGGUUGACGCUGUGUUCGCGGAAUGGGACGCGCGUAGGGCUGAUUCGUUGA